Messenger RNA from Arabidopsis arenosa, 629 nucleotides. NCBI's taxonomy places the organism in Eukaryota, Viridiplantae, Streptophyta, Magnoliopsida, Brassicales, Brassicaceae. The record is from the annotation of a GenBank genome assembly.
AAAGGUAUCUCCUCCACACAGUAUGAUUUCCUUUUGAUUCGUUGGAUUAGGUUUCGAUUUCUAAUCUGUGAACAGAUCCUUGUGAUUUCUAGGGUUUUUAGUCAUAUCCGCAAUCUCCUCAUCACGCGACCGCUGCCUUAAGGUCAUAUCCGAUGGGUACAAAUUCAGAGAAAACUCUUGCUCUUUCAGAACCGGAAUCAGGCUUACGAAUUCCUGCGCUCAACAUGAAUUUCAAUUUUAAUCCCUCAAUUAAUCCCUCAGACGUGGAGGACCUUGCCAAAAAACCAAAGUUCCAGAAAUUGCUGAAAUUACUGGCUAAAGAGCCUGAUAAUGACGACGAGUGGCAGAGAUCUAUUCCAGUUAAACUGUUAAAAGAACAUAUACCUGGGUUCGACCUAGAACAUUUCAUUGACGAAAUUCGUGAGAUGGAGAGGGAACCUGGAUAUAUCAAAGGGAAGGAGAAGUUUUUUAACCGCUUACAGGAUCCACCAAUGUCUGUUUGUCCCGUUGACGUGAACAAUCCAGCAGCACCGGACGCUUAGAGCUUUUACCGAGCUCAUGAUAUCAAUCACUGUUACAAUUCUGGUUUCAUGUUUUUCUCAUGGUUGUAAUAAAUAUUACUAUCUUCU